Anopheles aquasalis is the source of this 1782-nucleotide messenger RNA. RefSeq names its product paired box pox-neuro (gene Poxn). Gene Ontology annotation, molecular function: RNA polymerase II cis-regulatory region sequence-specific DNA binding; DNA-binding transcription factor activity, RNA polymerase II-specific. The record is from RefSeq and is a predicted model, not a curated record. Gene Ontology annotation, biological process: anatomical structure development; regulation of transcription by RNA polymerase II. NCBI's taxonomy places the organism in Eukaryota, Metazoa, Arthropoda, Insecta, Diptera, Culicidae.
AUGCCCGCCAUGCUCGCUGCUCGUUUCGGAACCGGCACGUUCCGGGACAUUUCCUGGUCUGGGCUCAGCCUUAGCCUCGGCCAAGCAGGAGUGAACCAGCUGGGAGGAGUUUUCGUCAAUGGCCGCCCCCUACCCGAUAUCGUCCGACGGCGAAUCGUCGAGCUGGCACUGAUGGGCGUCCGACCGUGCGACAUCUCUCGCCAGCUACUCGUCUCGCACGGUUGCGUUUCGAAGAUUCUGACCCGGUUCUACGAAACUGGAUCGAUACGGCCGGGCUCGAUCGGUGGCAGCAAAACGAAGCAAGUGGCCACACCGACGGUGGUGAAGAAAAUCUUGCGCUUCAAGCAGGAAAACCCGGGCAUGUUUGCGUGGGAAAUACGCGAUCAGCUACUGAGCCAGCGGAUAUGCGACCCCAACACGAUACCCUCGGUCAGCUCCGUCAACAGGAUACUCCGGAAUGGGGGCAUGUGGACCGACGAUAUGACUUCCAAUGAACAAAUGCUACGCGAGUCAUCGCACUCGACAGCAGCGUACAUGCAGUCGAAAACCAUGGCACAUCCACUGUACAGCCAAACGCUCGAGCAACACCAGGCCCUGCUCAGUCAGUAUCGGUACAGCAUGGCCGCCGUUUCGCCGGACCAUGCCAACAAACCGGUUGCUCAUCCUCAUCCGCAUCACCCGCACCAUCAUCAUUCUCACACCAACCAUCACACUCAUUCGCACCAUCCUCACCAGUCACCGUACGGACCGGGACCUGGGCCACUCAAUCAGUCCACAGCAGGAGCCAUACCCGUUCAACGGACAGCUGCCAUUAAUAUCAUCCAGCAUGAGGGUCAUCUGACUUCAUCGGGCAAAUCCUCUGAUCCACAGUUGGUCCAGCAUCCAGCGCAUGCCAUUCACCAUCAACAACCACUUGCUCCUGGUAAACCGUCCCCAGCAGUCAGCCUUCCGGAUCUUAGCUCCCCAAAGGGGGCUGAUUCCAAGAGUGAACCCUCGUCUUCGACUCGCUCUACACCUACGAGCACUCCAACGUCCUCUUCAGCUCCCGCCACCACCGGUACCGCCCAGAUGCCACCGGGCUACCUUCCGAAGCACUGGAUCUGGAACACCAGCCUGUUUUACGCCGCCAAUCGGGGUGUCCCCGUGACUGGAAGCGGUACCGAUGCGUCAUCGAUGGCGGCAGCGACGGCAGCGGCAGCGGCUGCAGCGGCCGCAGCAGCCGCAGCUUUCCCUCAUGGCUACUUCACCUACGGCAAUCCAUUCGGUACGAGUGGAAACUUUGCCGCCCAUAUGGAGGCCGGUAGACUGAGGAGCGAUACUACUGCCUCGAAUGCAUCCUCCUCGCCCGUUCAGAUCACUGACGUGAACAGUGACGACUCCUCCGACAACCAUGAUGAUCUUCGGACCGCCAUGUCGAAGAAGCGCAAUCCGUACUCCAUCGAGGAACUGCUGAAGAAGCCCGAGAGCAAGAAGCAAAAGAUGGAGGGCGUAACCAUCACCUGUGUUACUGGCCCGGCGAAUAAAGGCUCGGCGGGACUGCUCGACGACAAGUACUAUCCAUCCUCUCCGUCCAUUUCACCGACCAAGUCCUGCGCUUCUCCACCGAUUUUGAGCGUGCCGGUGGGACCGGGACUGGGCAAAUCGUCGACCAAUUGUCGAUCUUCAGCUUCGCCCUGUUCCGUCGGUGAAGAAUCGGAAGCGACCAGCAUCGUUUCGGCCGUCGUUCGCUCCAAAAUCAACGAUACCAGCGAUACCAACAUCAAUAUCGAAAUUUGUGAUUAA